Molecule: messenger RNA, 3689 nt
Organism: Oncorhynchus mykiss (rainbow trout)
Lineage: Eukaryota; Metazoa; Chordata; Actinopteri; Salmoniformes; Salmonidae
Product: divergent protein kinase domain 1B
Source: RefSeq, a predicted model, not a curated record
UGCCUCCUCCGGAUGCUCCGCGAUUGCGUCACACCAUCCAUUUAGUGGCUCCGACCACAUUUUCAGGUCAGGCCAAUAUUGGCUCUUGCUGUUAUGAGAGUUCGUUCGUAGAGUCAGAAGGGGUAGACUAGUAGCGUAUUGAAUAAUGUUUUUUUUGAAACGGAGGAGUCGGACAGGAUUUUUCAGUCAACAUUAAUAUCCUAACCGAUGGCGCCUAGGCAGCUGAAAACAUGUGCUCAGAAUGUCAGUCUGCAUGUUGUGAAGGGAACAUAGCUCCACUUUGUAUUUUUCCCCAAUGACGUCUGAAAGCUUAGGAAGGCUAUGAAUUUCUGCAAACCGAAUGGCGUUGUUUGUGUAUGAAAUUGGAUUAUGAAACGAUGCCCACUUUCUCGCUGACCUGACUCACUGUGGCUCUGGACUGUUUAGAUUUUGUCUUUUAUUUUCAUAAAGGAUCUUUGCUCCACAUGCAAAUCUCGAACGAUAAAUGCGCACAAAACUGAAUGCCAUAGGGGUGAACAGGUGACGUCAGUUUAGUAUGCUCAGACUGGAGAUGCUGGUCCCAUGGAUGUGUCUCGACGGGAAUACGGUUCAGUGAUUUGCCGUUCCAGCCCGAGCGCGUUCUACUAACGGAAUCGCUUAUGAUGCCCAGAGGUUUACGGAGGCUCGUGCACCUGGUGCUGUUUUGCCCUAUGUCGAAGGGGCUGCAGAGUCGUCUCCCGGCGUUAAAGGUGAAGUACCUGCUGCUGGCCUGGCUGGGGAUCCUGGUAGCCAGUUGGGUCCUCUACAUGCAGUACGCCUCCUACUCAGAGCUCUGCCGAGGACACGUCUGCCACAUGGUCAUUUGUGACCACUACAGGAGAGGCAUUAUCUCAGGGUCGUCCUGCAAGGCCCUGUGUGAGGAGAGGAGCCUGACCCUGCAGCGAUGCAUGUCCACCUCUUCCACACACCAAGUGUACAGUGGUCUGUGGAAGGACAGGCCUGUGGUGAUAAAGUGUGGUCUAGAAGAGCCUCUGAAGGGGGAUGUGGCUCCCGACUCUGUACUGAGACAGGAAAUUACCCUGUUUGACAAGCCCACCCGCGGGACCUCCAUGGAUGAGUUCAGAGAGAUGUUGCACAGCUUUCUCAAGUCUAACCUGGGAGAGCAACCUUCUCUCACCACCUUGGUGGGUCGUGUCAUCACCCUGGCCGAUGUCAACAAGGACCGCAAGGUGUCCCUGGCGGAAGCCAAGUCUGUGUGGGCUCUCCUCCAGAUCAACGAGUUCCUUCUGAUGGUAGCCCUGCAGGAGAAGGAGCAUACCCCCAAACUGCUGGGCUUCUGCGGGGACCUGUACGUGACUGAGCGCGUGGGCCACAGCUCCCUCUAUAGGUUGGAGGUCCCCAGCUACCUGCAGGCAUUAGUCCCAGAGGCCCUGAGCUCCAGCCUGAACCAGUGGCUGGCCCCGGCGUGGCCCCGGAGGGCCCGCAUCACCAUCGGCCUGCUGGAGUUCAUAGAGGAGGUGUUCCACGGGGCCUACGGCAGCUUCCUGAUGUGUGACACCAGCCUGCGCCACGUGGGGUAUAAUUUCAGGUAUGACUGCAAGAUGGCAGACCUGCGCAGCGUGGCGUCCGAGAUGGCGGUUCGCAGGUUCCUGCGGGGACGUCGCUGCGAGACCAACGCUGACUGCACCUUCGGGCGUGACUGCACUGCCACCUGCGAUCGUCUGGUGAAGCAAUGUAACACAGAGGUGGUCCAGCCCAACCUAGCCAAGGUGUGUGUGAUGCUACAGGACUAUCUGGUGUCUGGGGCGCCCCAGGACCUCCGCAUAGACCUGGAGAAGCAGCUCCGUACCUGUGUGACGCUCAGCGGCCUGGCUAGCCAGAUGGAGGUGCACCACUCGCUGGUCCUCAACAACCUCAAAACCCUGCUGUGGAAGACCAUCUCCAACACACAGUACUCCUGAGGACCACAGAAUAGCUGCUGGGAGCCAUAUGUAGGCCGGGGUCGUAUUCAUUUGACACCAAAUAAAGGAAAAUGGAUUGAAACAAAUGGACAAUCUGAAGUUGUCCAGUAAGAAAUGCAAAUGUAUUAACUGUUCACAUAAUUUUCUACGGUAUGCCCUAAUGACUACAACUCAUUUUUCCUUAGACCGACCUUAACCAGGGAAAAAAAAACACCAGGACCUACCCAUAGGAGUGAGGCAGGUCCAAACUCUACCCUAUUAUUUACCCUAGAGGUACUUCCCCUCCUAUCCUACUUUUUUACAAACAUGCCAAAAGCUUGAGUAAAACAGACUAGUAAAUCACUGGCUGAAAGUGAAAAUGAAUGAAAAUCAAAUGGAUUAUGAUUUAAAAGUAAAGGCAGUUUAUUUUUAUGGAAGGAUUCUUUAUUUUGUGAAGGAGGAAACUGUCUGGUCUAUUCUCAGGGCCUUGCCUAUGUAAUGAUAAUUAACUGUACAGUAUUCUACUUUAAAGAGUAGUUAAGUCUAUAACUUCUAUCAGGGAACGUCAAUGUAGAGGUGUAAUGCCAUGAAAAUAUGGGAGUGAUGUAACAGUAUGUGGACAAACUACUAUUUUAUCUGUGUGUGAAUGGUCCAUCAGACAAGGUCAAAUGAGAUGGAAAUAUGGAGGGAUCAAUUGAGCUUUUGUGAUAGAUCAUAACCAAUCUAUAUUACUCAGAUGAAACAUUUUUUAAAAAUACAGCACUCCAAACUAUGGCAAUUUUUCUAGACUAAAACAAUUGAAGUCUCAGUAUUUUAUGAAUUAUACAACAGGUUGGGCUAAUCCUGAAUGCUGAUUGGGUAAAACCGCAUUCCAGCCAGUGUCUGUACCACCAUCUAAAUUACUAUUUACUGUUCCAUCUGAUUGCGCAAUCCACUGUCUGGCGAUAUCGCACCUCAUUAGCUCAUUGCUAUGAUGCAUCCAAAUAAACAAUAAACAUUAUCCAAACAAAUGUCACAAAACAGCUUAAACAAAUGCAGCUAUUCAGGCUGCACUGUUUGACAUGACUAAGUUAGCCGUAGUUGGCUAGCUAGCAAGCAAGGGAUAAGAAGGUUGCCAGCCAGCAUGGCAAUGGAACAUUAAGAAUAAACGACUGACACAGAACAAAAAAUUGAACGACUGGGGCGCGUCUCUGGCAACCGAAACACGGGACUGUCUUGUGGAACGAUGAAAUAGUAUGAACAAAUUCAUCAAAUCAAAAUGUUAAUCAUUAUUUGAAUAUAUUUGAAUAUGUUGAUAAAAGUGAAUAUGCACUCAAAGCCGGUGUGGAGGAUAUUGGCACGGUUUGCCGGCCCUAGUCAUGGGCCUAACACCCGUGCCAAUAAAUACUCCAAACACCGGCUUCUCUGGCAUUAUCACUUAAGGGGAAAAAAGCUGUCUUUUACCAUUGUGUAGUUCGCCCCGACAGUAUUUCGCAAUUCACAUUCCAACCAACCAUGUUCUCGCCUCAAGUUCCAUCCAUCUGUCCAUGGCACCAAUAUAUUCAUUUUACAGGUGCACUUGUAGUCUCCAGUGUCAGUAGAUUGCAUUGUAAUAGUGACAUGUUUCGGCAUCUGAAGGGAAACGCUCAUAAGAAAAUAUGUUUCAACCAGUGAGAUCAGCUUGAGAUUUGAAUUAGCUUGAAAAUUGCAUCAUGAUAAAACCAAAAAUCUGGUCCAUAAGGCAAUUUGAUUCUUAAAUUGGAACAAAAUACUGCCUAGUUAAAUAAAGGG